Knipowitschia caucasica is the source of this 672-nucleotide messenger RNA. Lineage: Eukaryota; Metazoa; Chordata; Actinopteri; Gobiiformes; Gobiidae. The record is from the annotation of a GenBank genome assembly.
AUGGCCAGCAGUGAAGAGAGAGUUGAAGACAUAAACAGUAGAAGAGAUGAAAGGAACCGUUCCACAGGAAGUGGUGAUUCUGGCUGUCACAAAGACAUACCUGCUGACACUGGUUGUUGGACUGAAUGGUUUGACAGAGAUGACCCAACAGACACAGGCGACUGGGAAACCCUUGAGAAUCUGUAUAUUGAAAAUCCUGGGAAGAUCUGCAAUGAACCCGUUUGGAUUGAAGCAGAGACAACAUCUGGUAGGACCCCAGAAUCUGCUGGAAACGUCAUAGCAAAAUACAACCCUAUGUCUGGCUUUGUUUGUUUAAACAAAGAUCAGAAAGGCUGCAAAUGCCAUGAUUACAAAGUCCGCUUUAUGUGUCCUUUAGAAUUUUGCCGUCAAAAAGUGUGCUGGACUCAAUGGUUUGACCGUGACACCCCGAAUGGCUUAGGAGACUGGGAGAUUUUUAAUAACUUAAGAAAUGAGAAUCCAGGAGAAAUCUGUGAAAGCCCUCUGUACAUUGAUGUUCACUCCACAAACACAAAUACUCCUGCUGAUUACACUGGGCAAAAUUUCUACAAGUUCAGUCUUACUGAAGGAUUUGUUUGCCGCAACCGAGAUCAAAAGGGACGCCGCUGCCUAAACUACAAGAUCCGUUUUGGCUGCCCCUGCAAUGUCAAAUAG